UAUUCAAUCAAAUUGGAUUCAACUCCUUCGUUGAGCUCGUCACCAAACACAUAUAUUUAAAACAUAGAAAUAUUUUUUUUUCAUUCAAGAUAUCGUUCUUCCUAAUUAAAAAAAAAACAAGCGACAAUGGAAUUCAAAGCCAUUCAGAUUGCAUUAUGUAUGAUUGUCAUGGCAUGUGGUGCAUUUGCCAGUUACGGCCAUUCAAGCAGUUACGUGCACAUUGAUCAUUUGUCACAUGGUUUAGGAAGCUAUGAUGGCGGCUAUGAUCACUAUGAUGACCAUGAUUACCAUGCUCCAGCCAAUUAUAAAUUCGGAUAUGCUGUCAAAGAUUUGCAUACUGGUGACGAUAAACAAGCAUGGGAAUCACGUCAUGGCGAUCAAGUGAAAGGAUCAUAUUCAUUAGUUGAACCUGAUGGUACAAAACGUAUUGUUGAUUAUACAUCGGACAAAAUUCACGGUUUCAAUGCUGUUGUUAAAAAAAUCGGCCAUGCUCAUCAUCCAAUCGUUGAACACCAUGGUCCAUUGGCCGGUGGUUUUGGUUACUAUUAAACAUUCAUAUAUGUUCAUCGAGUUUUGGCAAUCGGAAUUGAUUUCGAUUCGCUGUUAAUAGUAUUUUUUUCUCUCACGUGUAUCUUAAAUUAUUACCAUUUUCUAAUUGUACUUUUGUAUUUGUGUACACUUUGGUGCAAAGUGACGAUAGGGGAACAUAUCUACAUCGUUCGUGACAAACACUGAUUCAAAUUCUUGUAUCAAGUUCUUGUAUAGAUUUCAAAAUCGAAUGUUUUUUUUCAUCGAUUAAAAUGAAAUUUACUUACAUAUUUAUAAUUUCACAACUCUAAUAUUUAUCGAAAUUCAAUUAAAUCACUGUAAUUCUGUUUUGAAAGAUAAAUUGUCAGACGAUCAAAGGAUAAUGUUAAUUUUAAUCGAAAAAAACGAAAAUUUGAGUGAAAUAAAUGUUUCCAGUGAAAUGGAAAGAUAAAAAUA
This is a messenger RNA of Contarinia nasturtii (swede midge), 984 nucleotides long. Its product is annotated as larval cuticle protein A2B-like. Bases 127 to 549 code for a protein of 140 amino acids. The record is from RefSeq and is a predicted model, not a curated record. NCBI's taxonomy places the organism in Eukaryota, Metazoa, Arthropoda, Insecta, Diptera, Cecidomyiidae. The transcript has 3 exons. Gene Ontology annotation, cellular component: extracellular matrix.